Trichoderma reesei QM6a is the source of this 1347-nucleotide messenger RNA. RefSeq lists its product as uncharacterized. NCBI's taxonomy places the organism in Eukaryota, Fungi, Ascomycota, Sordariomycetes, Hypocreales, Hypocreaceae. The coding region runs from base 1 to 1347 and encodes 448 amino acids. The record is from RefSeq and is a predicted model, not a curated record. The transcript has 3 exons.
AUGGCCGCACAUCAGGAGUCGGAAGAAGCCCAGGUGGACAAGAUUACAGAUCUCCUCGCCUGGGGCAACGAUGUCGACAUCAUAGAGCUCGACAAGUCUGGCCACGUUGUCCAGCGGUGGCUUCACGCCCACGACGGCCACGUCCUGCCUCUCAGGCGCAGGUCCAACAGCUUCUUCUCCCGCUCAGUCCGCGAAUGGCGCAAGGCCCUCUUCGACUCGUUCCUCCCCGUCGGCUUCCCGCACUCCGUCUCCAAGGACUACCUUUCGUACCAGUUCUUUGACUCUCUCCAGGCCUUCUUCUCGACCAUCAGCUCUCUUCUUGCCAAUCGCGCCCUGCUGCAAGGCCUAGGCGUUGGAGACGCUUCGUCCUCUGCGACGUUUGCCCUGUUGCUCACCAUCCUCAAGGACGCCAUGUCCCGUAUUGCCACAAUCGUGUUUGCGCACCGCUUUGGCCUUCGCAUCGAGCCGGACGCAAAGCGCUACCGGUUCCUGGCAGAUUUGUUCAACGACACCGCAUUCUUCCUGGAGCUCUACAGUCCGUACCUGGGUUCCUGGGGCAAAGUCGUUGCGCUCAGCACGGGCGAAGCACUUCGAGCGUUGUGCGGUGUUGCUGCCGGUGCCAGCAAGGCGGCGCUUAGUGUGCACUUUGCAAGACAGGACAAUCUCGCGGAACUCAACGCAAAAGAGGCCAGCCAGGAGACGGCCGUGGGAUUGAUCGGCCUGCUUGUGGGAACGCUGGUGGUCAAGACGGUUGAGAAUCACUCAGCCGUUGUGCUCUUAAUGAUUGUCCUCGUCCUUGCCCACCUUGGCAUGAACUACCUCGGCGUUCGCAGCGUGUGCAUGAACACCUUCAACCGACAGAGAGCGACCAUCUUGUUCGAGGAGUAUCUCAAGAGCGGCAAGGUGCUUUCCCCCGAGCAGGUUGCCAACAGAGAAAGCAUCAUCUUCUGGAGCCCUGCCAUCCGCAAUGCUCAAGGGAAGGAGGUCGUCCACCUCGAGUUCGCCGAGAGCUACAGCCACGCCAUGAGCUGCUCCGAUGCCCACGAGAAGCUCAUCAUUGUCGACGGCGCCAUGCACACCCGCUUCAUCUGCUCUCGCGUCCCCGGUCGCCUCACCCGCAUCAAGCUGCUGCUCUGGGACGGAGCCAGUCCGAUGGAUGCCGUGCUCGCCUGGUUCGCUGCCAUGGAGAUUGCCAUCGCGGGCAAGGAUAGGGACAGCGAGUUUGUGCCGCGGUACAAAAGCGAGGACCUUUUGGAGCAGUUGAAGCGGCAGGGAUGGAGCGCUGAUACGCAGGCGUUGGAGACGAAGGCUCCUGUUCGGCUGCAGGUUCGAAAGAGGCGACUUUAG